Chelmon rostratus (copperband butterflyfish) is the source of this 1055-nucleotide messenger RNA. It is a transcript of the gene nipsnap1, whose product is annotated as nipsnap homolog 1 (C. elegans). The transcript has 10 exons. NCBI's taxonomy places the organism in Eukaryota, Metazoa, Chordata, Actinopteri, Chaetodontiformes, Chaetodontidae. The record is from RefSeq and is a predicted model, not a curated record. Gene Ontology annotation, cellular component: mitochondrion. Bases 13 to 852 code for a protein of 279 amino acids.
UUAUUGAGGAACAUGGCGACGACAAGUUGUGUGUGGACUAAAGGACAGAUUUUGUACAGGUAUUCUGCGAUCUGUAAUCUGCACCAAGCGACCAGGAGGUUCUCAGAGAGCAGCGACAAAGGCUGGUUCCGUUCCUUAUUUGUGCACAAAGUCGAUGCCAGAAAAGAUGCCCACUCCAACCUGCUGUCAAAGAAGGAGACCAGCAACCUGUACAAAAUUCAAUUUCACAAUGUCAAACCGGAGUGCCUGGAAGCGUACAACAGUCUGGAGGCUGAGGUGCAAAACAGGCUCCAUCUGGACCAGGACUACCCAUGUGAGGUGGUCGGAAGCUGGAAUACCUGGUACGGAGAACAGGACCAAGCUGUGCAUCUGUGGCGAUACAGAGGAGGCUACCCAGCCUUGACUGAAUGCCUGAAGAAGCUGAACAACAACAAGGAGUAUUUAGAAUUUCGGAAAGAGAGGGCGAAAAUGUUGGUUUCAAGGCGAAAUCAGCUCCUCUUGGAGUUCAGUUUCUGGAAUGAACCCUUGCCCAGACCAGGACCCUGCAUCUAUGAAAUGCGCACCUAUAACCUCAAGCCAGGAACUAUGAUUGAAUGGGGAAACCACUGGGCGAGGGCGAUCAAAUACAGACAGGAAAACAGUGAAGCGGUGGGCGGGUUCUUCUCACAGAUCGGCGACCUGUAUGUUGUUCAUCACUUGUGGGCUUAUGAAAGCCUCCAGUCCCGCGAGGAAACCAGGAACGCUGCCUGGCUGAAGGAGGGAUGGGAUGCAAAUGUGUAUUGUACAGUGCCUUUGAUCAGAAGCAUGGAGUCAAGGAUAAUGAUUCCCACCAAGAGUUCACCUUUACAAUAAGAGGAUGAAGGAAGCACCUUCGCCUACUCGCCAGAGCUACAUGUAAAUUUUUUUUUAUCUGCCGGAUGAUCUGUGUUAAGUUCAAGUAUGUAAACAGAAAUGUUUUGUGAUUCUGUAUUUGCACAGCUUACAGCCAGUCCUGACAAGUAAUGAUGCAGUGUUUGUUUGAGUGCAUACGUUCUGAGAAUCCUGAAAUAUGAGGG